AUGGUGGAAGUGAUGGUGAGCGCCGCCGCCACCAGUGUAAUGGGCUCCGUCAUCGGCAAGCUGGCCGCCAUGCUCACCGAGAAGUACAAGCUCGCCAAAGACGUCGAGCGCGGGAUCCGCUUCCUGCAAGAGGAGCUGAGCAGCAUGGAUGCUGUUCUGCAGAUGCUCGCCGAGAAGGACGACGACCAGAUCGAUCCACGCGCCAAGGACUGGAGGAGCAAGGUACGUGAGCUGUCCUACGACAUUGAGGGUUGCAUCGACUGUUUCAUGCUCAACCACAGCCAGGGAGGUUCCAAGGCCAACUUUGUGCGCAAGGCCAUGCGAAAGCCAGUGCUCUUGGAUCCUCGAGCACCUGGACUCUUUCAGGAGGCCAGCAAUCUUGUGGGAAUUGAUGCUCCUCGUGAGGAGAUCAUCAGGUUAUUGAAAUGUGAAGAGAAGCAGCACAAAGUGGUGUCCAUCUAUGGGAUCGGUGGACAGGGGAAGACCAUUCUCGCCAUGGAGGUGUACCACAAAAUCAUUGGAGCAUUUGAUUGCCGGGCUUUCGUGUCUGUAUCACAAACUCCAGAUAUGAAGAGGCUUCUGACAGAUAUAUUGUCUCAAAUAAGCAAGAGCCAUUUUGACCAGUCACAGAUGUUAGAGACAGUUGAGCAGCUCAUCCGCACAGUGAAAGAAUGCUUAAAGGACAAGAGGUACUUCAUCUUGAUUGAUGAUAUCUGGAGUGAAUCAGCAUGGGACCUUGUACGAUCUGCCUUACCUGUCAAUGACAAUGGAAGCAGAAUUAUUACUACAACACGCAGUAAAGCAGUAGCCAACAAAUGUUGUACUGGUAUUGCCGCACAAAUGUAUGAAGCCAAGCCACUUAUGCUGGUCCAUAAGCACGCCUCUGAGUUCUUAAACAACCAAAUCUUGCGAGUGUUGAAUAUAGAAAGUCAGUUUGUUGGAUGCAGUCUUGGACAUGUCAAAAGUUUUGGUCAAUUGAAGUACUUGAGGGCAGGCCAUCAAUCUGUCGGGGUCCUCAAGCUUCCAGAAGAUAUAGAAAAGCUGCAACAUCUAGAGACACUAGAUUUCAGAGGGUCCGGUCUUGAAAACCUACCAGCAAGUAUUAUGCUGUUGCAGAAGCUAGUGCGUCUUUUUGUCCGUGACCCAGUGCACCUGCCCGAUGAAAUCAGAAAUCUACAGGCGUUGGAAGAGCUAUCAGAUAUCGAUUUGGACAUUCAAUCUGUAGAGUUUAUCCAAGGACUGGGUGAUCUGACCAAUCUGAGGAUACUUGGAAUUGAUUGGCCAUGCUCUCGUAAAUUACGUGAUAUGGAGGGCCACAAGGAAGCAUGUAUCUCAACGGUCUCCAGGCUGUUCAGGCAUCUGCGAGAACUACGCGCGUGGGAUAGGGGUCCUGAUGCCACAUGUUCAUUCAUGGCUUCGUGUGUCCCUACUCCACCACCACUUCAAAAGCUUCUUCUUAAUACAAUUAACUUAAAUAGGGUGGGCCCUCAAAUUAGCUCACUAGUCAACCUGUCUCGCCUCUACAUUGGUGUUUACGGUGAAGCAGGCAAGGAAGGAAUAAAUAUCCUAGCAAGUUUACCCAUGCGGCUCUCUCUUACUGUUGGCUUAUCCAAUGACCAAGAUGGAGAUUCAGGCAUCCUCUAUGCAAGGCAUGCAAUCAGCAGACAAGGAUUCCAGCGUUUGGUCAAGUUUAAUGUACGCAGUUACAACAACUGUGAGGUGGCACGGUGCCAGUUCAAGCCAUUGGAGUUUGAGCCGGGAGCCAUGCCAAAGCUCCAAAUGCUCAAGCUGCUACUGGUGGCACGGUGCCAGUUCAAGUUUGGGGAAAGUGGCCUCGUCCUUGGUUUGCAGAAUCUUGCAGACCUCAAACAUGACCAAAGCUCCAAAGGCUCAAGCUGCUACUGGUGGCACGGUGCCAGUUCAAGUGUUACGGGACAUUAUAUUGGAUCAAAGAGCCUUUUUCAGGCACGCGUUGUUUACAGAGAGGCAAAGUUAUGGUGGUCUGGUGAGAGCUAUUAG
Miscanthus lutarioriparius is the source of this 2019-nucleotide messenger RNA. NCBI's taxonomy places the organism in Eukaryota, Viridiplantae, Streptophyta, Magnoliopsida, Poales, Poaceae. The record is from the annotation of a GenBank genome assembly.